AUGCAAAAAGGCUCCCUGAACCUCCUGAGGCAGAAAUGGGAAUCCAGCGAUUACCAGAAAAGUGAAUGCUGUCCCGGAGGGAGCCAUUGCAGGCUCUUCCAACACCGAGAAAGGAAAUUGCUUGAACCUGAAGGAGAGCUAGUGUCAGCUCCUGGAUCUCCAGAUCCCCCAAGUCAGCCUUGCAGUAUAGAAGAGAUGUUAAUCUCAAUCCCAGACAAGGCUCUUGAGGACAAGAGUGACAAUUCCCAGAGAUAUGGCCAAACUGAAGUGUUGAAGGAGGAUUCCGUGAGCAGUCGACGCAGGAUCGAGCGCUUCUCCAUUGCUCUUGAUGAGCUAAGGAGUGUGUUUGAAGCUCCUAAGAGUGGAACCCGACCAGGUGGAUCAGCUGAGUAUGGCCAAAAGGAACUGGAAAUUGAGAGAAAUGUGUGCUCACCAACAUAUAAGAGACACCCUAGGAGCCAGUCUGAAGGUUCUGUGAAAGACUCAGACAAGAAAAGCGGGGAAACAUCUUUUGACAAGAUGCCAUCUGAAAGUGGUCACAGUGCUAUCUUUGAAGCUACUGUUGACCCUAAUAAGCCUGUGAGUGGAUUUGAAGACAGUACUGCACGGAGCGAGGGUCUGUCAGACCUCCCGGAGGUGGUCUCCUUGAAGGAGCGGAUGGCGAGGUAUCAGGCAGCUGUUUCCAGGGGAGACUGCCACAGCUUCUCUGCUAAUAUAAUGGAGGAAUCAGAAACAUGCACUGUGCCUGGUGGUUUGGCCAGGAUGAAGAGACAAUUUGAGAAGGAUGAAAUUGCUUCUUCCAGCAAUGCCUUUUCUCACUACCAACACCAGCACCAGAACAGAUCUGAGCAGGAGGUAAUUGGUAUCAGCCAGGUCAACAUUUCAAGAAGCAGCCAAGAAAUGGAAGAAAAGGAACAAGAAGCUUCUAAAACACAUGACAUAGAAGUUCUUGGAAGAGAAAUGAUUUCUCACCAUGAAAAGCACAGCCAGGAAACAAACCAAGCUGCUUCUCACUUCCAUCAAUAUGUUCAGGAAACAGUCAUUGAUACACCUGAGGAUGAAGAUAUUCCAAAGGUUUCAACUAAGUUUUUAAAAGAACAAUUUGAAAAAUCUGCCCAGGAAAAGGUCCUUUAUUCUGACAAAGAAACAACAAUCCCAACCAAGCAGAUUAAGAUUGAAAGUGAAUAUGAAGAUACUUUAAAGCCUUCUUCAGUUGUGGGUACCUCUUCUACUUGUGCUACAACCAGCCAGAGAAAGGAAAUCUCAACUACAAGAUACCGUAACCAUCAUGUCACUUCCUCAACUCUGACACAAGUUAAUCCCACUCCUUCUGAAAAAAUGGAAGAAUUUCCUCCUCCCCCACCUGAAGUACUUCAAACUCCAAUAGAUGCGACAGCAUUUUCCCAGUCCCCUGAAUUGCCUAAUCCUGCUAGAAGACCACUAGUCACCAAAGAAUUAUAUUCCAAGCAAAGGAAUUUGUAUGAGUUAAACCGUUUAUAUAAACACAUCCAUCCUGAAUUAAGAAAAAACUUGGAAAAAGAUUAUAUCAGUGAGGUUUCUGAAAUUGUUUCUAGUCAAGUGAACCCAGGGUGCUCAAUUUCAGCAGAUGUACAACAAGCUCUAUCUGUUUUUGAAAAUACAAAUGACAGGUCUCAGAAAGAUCUAAACACUGGAAGAGAACACAUGGAGUGGAAUGAAAUUUUGAAGGGAGAAGUGCAGUCCAUGAGAUGGAUCUUUGAGAAUCAGCCAUUAGAUUCCAUCAAUAAUGGCUCUCAAGAUGAAGGCAGCAUCCCAAAGAGCAUCGCUGAUCAAGAAAUCAUUGCUGGUGGUGAUGUAAAAUAUACCACAUGGAUGUUUGAAACCCAACCCAUAGAUAGGCUGGGGUUUCAUUCUUCUGGCACGGAAGAAAAUGCUGAGAAAAUUCCUGAGCUAGCUAGAGGAGAUGUGCGCACAGCCAGGUGGAUGUUUGAAACAAAGCCAUUAGAUGCACUACACAAAAUGCAUCAAAGUCAAGAAGAAUCAGAAGAAACAACCAUUAAGGACAUAACUGGAGGAGAUGUCAAGACUGUGAGAUACAUGUUUGAGACUCAACAUCUAGAUCAGCUUGGACAGCUUCAUUCAGUGGAUGAGGUUCACUUACUGCAACUCAGGUCUGAGCUCAAAGAAAUUAAAGGAAAUGUGAAGAGAAGUAUAAAAUGUUUUGAAACUCAACCUUUAUAUGUUAUUAGAGAUGGUUCAGGUCAAAUGCUGGAAAUUAAAACUGUUCACAGAGAAGAUGUUGAAAAGGGCAAUGUGAGAACAGCACGUUGGAUGUUUGAAACACAGCCCUUGGACACAAUUAAUAAAGAUAUCACAGAAAUUAAAGUUGUCCGAGGGGUAUCUGUGGAAGAAAACUUCAAAGGUGGGGUGAGCAGGGCAAAGUGGUUAUUUGAAACGCAACCAUUGGAAAAAAUCAAAGAAGACACAGAGGAAGUAAUCAGUAAAAAGGAAAUGAUAAUAGGUGCAGAUGUCUCCAGAAAGUGUUGGAUGUUUGAAACCCAGCCAUUAGACAUUCUAAAAGAUGUUCCUGAUACAGAUCCUCUACCACCUGAGGAGAUAAUAGGGGGUGAUGUGCAAGCUACUAAACAUCUAUUUGAAACACUUCCAAUGGAGGCUUUAAAAGAUAGUCCUGAUGUAGGAAACCUUCAAAAAAUUAUUGCCUCUGAAGAAGAAAAAGGGGAUGUUAGGCACCAUAAAUGGAUUUUUGAAACCCAACCUCUAGAAGAGAUUAGAGAAGAUAAAAAAGAGUAUACGAGGACAGUGAAACUUGAAGAGAUUGACAGAGGAGAUGUAAGAAGUUACACACAUAUUUUUGAAUCAAACAAUUUAAUUAAAUUUGACCCAUCACAUAAAAUAGAGGUGGAAGGAGUCACAAGAGGUGCUGUAGAGUUAAAUAAAUCUCUCUUUGAAACAACACCACUGUAUGCCAUUCAGGAUCACCUAGGAAAAUAUCAUCAAGUAAAGACUGUCCAGCAAGAAGAAAUCCUAAGAGGUGAUGUAAGAAGCUGUAGGUGGCUUUUUGAAACAAGGCCCAUUGACCAGUUUGAUGAAAGUAUUCAUAAAUUUCAAAUAAUAAGAGGAAUAUCUGCUCAAGAAAUACAGACUGGAAAUGUAAAAUCUGCUAAAUGGUUGUUUGAAACUCAACCUCUUGAUUCAAUCAAAUAUUUUAGUAAUGCGGAAGAAAUAGAAAAUAAAACUGAACAAGCUACAGAUAUUGUUAAAGGGGAUGUCAAAACCUGUAGAUGGCUUUUUGAAACACAGCCAAUGGAGUCUCUUUAUGAAAAAGUUUCAUUAGUGAGUGGCAGUGAAGAGAUUCAUAAGGGAGAUGUCAAAACCCGUACUUGGCUUUUUGAAACUCAGCCACUUGAUACCAUAAAAGAUGAUUCUGAACCAUCAGUCAAAUUGCAAACUGUAAAACAGGAGGAGAUCCAAGGUGGAGAUGUUCGUACAGCAUGUUUUGUUUUUGAGACAGAAAAUUUGGACAGUAUACAAGGAGAGAAAGGAAAGGAAACCAAGCCUGUGGAAAUGGAUAUACAAACUGGAGAUGUUUCCAGCAUGUGGUAUAAAUUUGAAAAUCAGUCAUUAGAUUCCAUAAGUUCCAGUUCAGAAGAAGUUUUGAAAAAGAUCAAAACUCUAAAAACUGAAGAUAUUCAAAAAGGUAAUGUUUUAAAUUGUAGGUGGCUUUUUGAAAAUCAACCAAUUGAUAUGAUAAAAGAAAGCCAAGAAGGUGAUGAGUUACUUAAGACAGUGACAGACAUACAAGGUGGGGAUGUAAGAAAGGGCUGCUUUAUUUUUGAGACUUUUUCUUUGGAUAAGAUUAAAGAAGAAUCUGAGUAUGUCAGCAGCAAGGAAACAAGUACUGAAGAAGUAAUGAAGGGCAACGUGAAAAGCUACAGAAUGCUGUUUGAAACUCAGCCACUCUAUGCAAUCCAAGACCGAGAAGGGUGUUAUCAUGAAGUGACAACUGUUAAAAAGGAAGAGGUAAUUCACGGAGAUGUACGAGGGACAAGGUGGCUUUUUGAAACAAAACCAUUAGACUCAAUUAAUGAAUCUGAUACCGUGUAUAUUAUUAAAUCUGUCACACAAGAAGACAUUCAGAAGGGAGAUGUUAAUUCUGUCAGAUACAGAUUUGAAACAAAGCCAUUGGAUAAAAUCUCUGAGGAAUCACAUGAGAUUGUGCCCACCAUUGACUGUAUUCAAGGUGGGAAUGUAAAAACCAGCAAACAAAUAUUUGAGUCUGAAAAUGUCUAUAAAAAUACAUCUAUAAGAACAGUAAGUGUUAAUGAAAUACAAAAGGGCAAUGUUAAAACAUCUACUUGGCUAUUUGAAACCCAUACUUUAGAUGAACUGAGAGGAGAAGAGUCAGAAUAUGAAAAUAUCAAGACAGUCAUCAAGGAAGACGUGCAGAAAGGUGAUGUCAAACAGGCAAUAUGGCUUUUUGAAAAUCAAUCUUUAGAUUCUAUUAAGGAAACAAAUGAGAGCAUCACAAAAAUAAUUAAGGAAGAAAUUCCUGCUUGUGAUGUCAAGACAACUACAUGGCUCUUUGAAACAACACCCCUUCAUGAAUUUAAUGAAAAUAAGGUAGAAAAGGUGGAAAUUAUUGGCAAGAGCAUUAAAGAAACUUUAGAAGAACUCUACUCUCAAAAAGUUAUCGAGGCUCCUGGAAUCAUCAUUGAAGCCGAUGAAGUUGGGGAUGUCCGAAUGGCAAAAUACAAGCUCAUGAAUCAAGCAUCUCCUGAGAUACAGAAAGAAGAAAUUAUCAAGGGUGAUCUCAGAAAUAUAAUGGUAAAUCUACUUUCCAAAAGAGAUUGUACAAAAAGAGAGAUUAUUGUUAGUGAGGAAGAGAAGGGAAAUGUUAAUUUAACCAAAACUCAAUUACUAAACCAAUCAACAGAACUGCACGCUAAGAAAGAAGAGAUAGUGAAAGGAGAUGUACAACAAACAAUAAAAAACUUGUUCUCUGAGGAAAAAUCUGUCAAGAAAGGCAUUGUGAUUCAGGAAGAUGAAAGAGGAGAUAUUAACAUGACAAUCUAUUGUCUUCUUCAUGAAAAUGAUGGUGACACAAUUGAGCGUGAAGAAGUAAUAGGAGGUGAUGUAAAACGCACCAUUCAUAAUUUGCUGUCUUCCACAGCAAACAAUAAAAUAUCUGAAAGAACUAAAAUUGAUGCCUCUGAAAGAGGAAAUGUUCAGUUUUUUACAACAUGCAUAGAAACUGGAGCUUUGGAUUAUCUCAAACAACUCCAGGCAGGGUCAAAUGAAACACUGGCAGCUGAAAAACAAGAGGAAAAGGAAGAAAUAAUUGGCGGUGAUGUUGAGGGCACAAAACUGUUACUAAAGAAAAGGCAGUCUCAGAUUGAAUGUACUGUUAAUGAAACUGACAUCAUCCCAGGAGAUGUGCAUAAUACAGUUAAGAUUUUUACAACAGAGCCUCAGAGCACAUCUUGUAAGACAUCCAAAGAAGAAAUUAUAAAAGAUGAUUUGAAAUCAACCAGUCAGGCCAUAAAUCAGAAAACAGUGGGCAAGACAGAAGAAAUGAUAAAAGGUGACAUGCUGGCCACAAGCAAGUCACUUAAAGAAUCAAGUCACCAGUGGCUAGAAGCUAAACAGCCGGAUGUUAUCCCUUGUGAUAUUGAGCAGGCUAUUGAAAGGCUUGAAAAAGCUGCAAAGACAAGGACAGAAAUGCUGAAAAAGGAGCUUAUCCGAGAUGACCUUGAGACAUCAUUAAAGUCUCUGAAAGAAGCACAAAGCCCUUUCAAAGAGGUAGAUAAAGAAGGUGUAAUCAAGGAAGCUGUGCAAGCUGUAAUGGCAGGAGCCUCACAAGAGAAGAAAACAGAGAUGCACCAGGUGGAUGUCUACAGGGACAGAAAGAGUGUUUUUCAGCCAAUACCAGGACCAUUUGAAUCAGCAGCCAGGUGGCAAGGUGGCAAAGACACAGGCAAGCAAACUACUGGCAAAUCUCGUUAUGAUAAUUUAAUGGAAGAAAGAACUGAGAUUAAUCUUCCAAAAGCCCCCAAAGGCACUGUAAAGAUUGUCAUAGAUCGUGAACAAAACAAUGAUGCUCUGGAGAAAAGCCUUAGAAGGUUAUCUAAUUUACAUCACAAAACUACUGAAAAUGUGUUGGAAUCUGGAGAUAAAAAGGGUGCCUGGAUUACUGCUGCCAAAGAACAGCAUCAAAAAGACUUGCAUAUGAACCAACAAUUGACUUCAACUGUUUCUGGUAAGGAAAGCCUAAAAAUUAAGGACUCAGUGACAGUGAGAGAGCGGAAGAAGGAUGAUGUCUUUAACUCCCCCAAGUCUGUUAUUGAUAAAGUAGUUGAAAAGCAACAAAUGCAAACCUUCGAGCUGAGGGAUGACCACCAGAAAACUUCCUAUAUAAAUAGCCCUAUAAUGAACAAAAACAUGAAAAUACCGAUGGAUACACCUGGUGUCGAGCCCAGUCCUACCCAGCGCCCAUUCAACAGACCAGUUAGAGAAACUUGCAAAGUUACAGAGGACUUUCAGAAGCAAACUUUGUUAAAGCAAGAAAUGCAAUCUUCUAAGAAGGAUAUAAAGCAAAAAAACAUGAACCUUCCACCAGUGUGGCAGCUUGUGCCUGUAGAUCAAGACAUAUCAAAUGUUACAGAUGUGAAAUUCUCUGAAAAAAGCCACAGUGAAUUUAAAGCAACUGACAAAAAGCAGAAGACUGAUGGACAUCUGAAAAGCCAGGACUUUUUAAUGAAGACAAAUACUUCAAGAGACCUAAAGCUGGCAAUGGAAAAGUCCUUUAAUCCAAUCUGUUUUAACCCUGAGAAUGAUGUGAAAGAAAGUGAGUGUUCCCUUCCACCUCCAUCCCCACCUCCUCCUCCACCUUCUAAUGGAUCAUCUGAAAUCGAUUUUCCACUUCCUCCUCCACCUCCUUUAGUGGAGAUGGUGCCUGACAAAAGUAUGUUUCUUCCCUCACUGUCCACAGAGAAGAUAAAGGCUGAAUUUGAAAGCUUCUCAAGUCUCCCUCCUCCACCACCACCAGUACAUGAGAAAUCUGAGAAAGAAUGUCUAGCAACACUUUCACCCCUUUCCACUCCUCCAACUCUAUCUCAUAAGCCAGCCUGUCUUACCUCUUCUGUUCAAGAAAAGCUCAGUGGAGCAGUCAUUCAGCAAUAUUCCCAAGAAGAUGCCUCAAGCUCUGAGCAAACUCAUUCUCAGACAAAAACCAUGACAGGAAAAUCUGACAUACUUUUGCCACCUCCAACAUUACCCAAACCAAAAUUUUUCAAGCAGAAGCUGAUGGAAGAUAAAAAGAAUCCUCAUUUGCCAAAAGUUGAAUCAGCAAAUUUCCUAUCAGACAUAGAAUGUAAAACUACUACAUCAAAGGAUCAGAAAAGAGUGAUGAUGGCAGCUAGCAGUGAGCAUACAAAACCAGAACAGAAUAUUGUUAGAAAAAGUCUGGAUGAAAGAAAACAAUCAUCUAUUGAGUCACGAAUGUCUAUGUCACAUAGAGUUCCAGAAACUUCAGCACCCAAAGAAAAACAGAUAGCACCUCUUCAAAAAUCUCAUUCAUUUCCAGUGGGCUCAGGACCACAAAGUCCAAAACCUUAUUUAAGAAAAUUUAAGACUCCUUUAAUGAUCGCUGAAGAAAAAUACAGACAGCAAAGACAAGAGCUUGAAAAACAGAAACUUGAGAGUUCUUGCUACAAAAUAGUGAAAACUGAAAGCCAAAAUCAAAACAUGAUAGAGUUGGAAAAGGAGGUGCUGUUACAGAAAACAAAUGAGGACUUUCCUUCAGCUGAAAAGGGUUCAGAGAUUACUGUGGUCCAAUCCGAUCCAGACCCUCAAAGUAACCCUAAAGUAAAAGGACUUAGCACAGACAAUCAGCUCUUCACAACAUCAGCAGUGUCGGUAGCUGCCAAGAGGCUCCAACAUGUUUUAGCAACCUCAGAAGACAAAGAUAGCAUUAAAAAGGAUGUUUUAGAGAGUUCAUGGGACAUUAUGAAAUCUAACUCAGCUUGUGAUAUUCAACAGAAUCACCAAGAACAUGAGAGUAGCACACGAGAGAAAUAUCUGGAGCAACUGCAUUUAUUCCCAAACAAGCCAAGUCCCCCAAGUUCCAAAGUUAAAACCAUCAAGCUACCAACUUCAGAUUCUAAAUUAAAUGAAACAGACAGCAGCUAUGAAAACCAUAAAAAGCAAUAUGAAGUCAAUGUCCAAACCAUUACUAAACAACAGUAUCGGGAAAGUGAGAAAACUGAAUAUAGUAAUAAGCAAACUGUGGCUGAAAGAGAUUAUCAAUUACCUAAGAAGGAGAAAAAAGUGACAAAAAAUGUGCCUGCAGAACCUCUAGAGAAGAAUCAAGAAAGCAAGCUGGAUAUAGUUCACGAGAAGAGAAUAGAAUUGAGAGAAUCUCAGAGUGGAGACCUUCUGGGAAAUGAGGAAGAAAAUCAGGCACCACCUGAGAUGGGUCCAAAAGAAGAAAACCGAAUGAUGGAAAGAAAACAAGAACAUUUUAAGAACACAUCAGCACAGAAGGUAGUCAAGCAAAAAGUUACUGAUGCACAUCUUGAUUCACAGAAUCAGAGUUUUCAGCAAACAAAACUACAGGCUUCUGAAAGUAAUGUUGAACAUAAAAAAUUGUCCCAGCCAUAUAACAGUCUUCAAGAAGAAAAAUGUCUCAGAGUCAAGGACAUACAACAGAAACAAGUCUUCUCUAAUACUAAAGAUUCAAAGCAAGAGAUUACACAGAACAAAUCUUUAUUUUCCUCUGUGAAAGAAUCCCAGCAGGAUGAUGGAAAGGGUGCUGUAAAUAUAUGGGAAUUCUUGAGAAAACGGGAAGAACUACAGGAGAUUUUGUCUCGAGUGAAACAGUUUGAAGCAGAGCCAAAUACAAAUGGCAUUAAAACAUUUCAGACACUGUUAAAUAUUAUCCCAGUAUGGUUGAUAAGUGAAGAAAGAAGAAAGUAUGGAGUUCGCAUUGCCCUGGAGAAUAAUUUAGAAAAAAUAAAAGAAGAAAUAAUGCAUAUUAAAACUCAAGCAGAGAAUAUGCUUGUCUCCUCUGAGAAUAUAAUUCAAACAGCCAUGACAGCCUCUAAAGCAGGACAUCUGAGAUAUAAGCCCAAUAGUCUUAAUGAAACAUUGUCUAAAACGCCUAGUGUUAAUGUCAGUUGCAAGAAAAAUAGUGAGCAGAAGGAAAAUAAAAUUGUAGAAGAAAAAACAGCUCACCAUCCAGUAACAACUCAUCAUGAAGCAAAAACGGUUCAUGAUCAUGUGAAAAGUCAUCAGGAAACCAAACGAGAUGACAGCAAAAUUUCUCCCUCUUGUUUAAAAACACGACCACAGUCACCUACUUUUAUAACAAUUGAGUCUACUGCACGAAGAUCACAAACCCCAACUAAGGAUGAGCUUUCUCCAUCCCCUAAAAUGGACUGUUCCGCUCAACCACCACCACUAAGAAGGCCCAUAUCACAAACAUCUAUAAUUCACAGAACAAACACCUCCCCCUCCCCACCCAGAAGUCGCUCUGAACAACUUGUCAAACUCAAAGACACUACUGCCAAGUUAUCCAGAAGGCCUAUUCCAAGUCCAUCAGUGACUCCAGUUCCAAUUGUAGAGAAGAAGUCUGAGAUUAUUACAUCUCCUGAAACACUUCGUCGUCAAAUUAAGAUAGAAACUCGCGGUAGGGCCUCCUCACCUACAAUCACAAUACCUAUAAAUGUCAAUCACGGUGCUAGUGGAUCGUUUAGAGAAUCCCUGGAAGCACAAGAAGAAGUUAGGAAAGUAGAGAAAAGGACAACUUAUACUCACAAAGAUGGAUCUAAUGCCACUAAGCUCAAAGUCCCAGAUACAGAAAGUUUUGAUGCUGUUGAAAUCAUCCGCAAGGUCGAAGUGCCUCACCUGUCAGGGCACACACAGAGAUACGAAGCAGCCGGCCGAACUGUUCAAAUGGCUGAAAAUUUCAUAAAUGGCCAUGAAAAUGAUAUAAACAGAUGGUUCAGGGAAUUUGAGGGUGGUCCUGUUUUUGAAGCAAUGUCAAAUAGAAGAGUUUAUGCAAAUGGAGAAGGAAACCAUAAUAUAAAACAAGAAAGUCGUGAAUUUUGUAAUGAGGAAUUUGGAUUAACAUCUUUAGAAAAUACAGGUUUUGAGAGCUUUUCUUGCAGACAUCCCAGAGAGCUGCAAGAAAAAAUUCCUUUUAAACAGCCCAAAGUAUGCUCUGAAACAAGGUCCUUAAGUGAGCAUUUCUCAGGCAUGGAUGCAUUCGAAAGUCAAGUUGUCAGGUCAAAGACAGCAGCCUCUUCAUCACGUAGUUCAGAAACCAGCAAACCAGGCUUUGACUUCAAGCAUGCCCCACCGACCUAUGAAGAUGUCAUCGCUGGCCAUAUUUUAGAUAUUUCUGAUUCACCUAAAGAACUCAAGGGGAAUUUUCAGAAGACAUGGCAGGAGAGUGGAAGAGUUUUUCAAAGCCUGGGAUAUGCAACCUCAGAUGCUUCUGCAACUGAGAUGAGAACCACCUUCCAAGAAGAAUCUGCAUUUAUAAAUGAAACUGCUGCUCCAAGACAAGGAAAUAUGUAUACUUUGUCAAAAGACAGUUUAUCCAAUGGAAUGUCUAGUAGCAGACAAGCAGAGUUUUCAUAA
Orycteropus afer afer is the source of this 10641-nucleotide messenger RNA. It is a transcript of the gene XIRP2, whose product is annotated as xin actin binding repeat containing 2. Gene Ontology annotation, molecular function: actin filament binding. NCBI's taxonomy places the organism in Eukaryota, Metazoa, Chordata, Mammalia, Tubulidentata, Orycteropodidae. Gene Ontology annotation, cellular component: stress fiber; focal adhesion. Gene Ontology annotation, biological process: actin cytoskeleton organization; actin filament organization. The record is from RefSeq and is a predicted model, not a curated record.